AUGACUGCUUCGGCAGAGACCGGUUUUGUCAGGUUAGCCGCAGUACGUUGCCCCAAAAAGGGGGACAUGCGCACCCGCAUCGAUAAGAUCAGGGACAUGUGGGAACAGCUAAGCUCUGCUGGCGUACACCUCAGCAUCAAGGAUAAGUCUUCAAUUGUCAUGAGGUCCUUGCCCCCAGCAUACGCCUCAUUCAUAUCCUCAUUAUCUGCCGCUGCUCAUAUGAAUGGAAAGACGGUAGAUCCAGAGACUUUAAUCACGUACCUUCUCCAGGAAUACAAUUGCCUCACGAUCUCCUCCAAGAAACCGAGCACAAACCCUAAGAUGGAGAAUGCAGCUAUGGCUGCCACCUUCAACUCAACAUCCUCCUCAACGCGUCGAGGAAACCGAGGAGGUUGA
Messenger RNA from Serpula lacrymans var. lacrymans S7.9, 396 nucleotides. RefSeq lists its product as uncharacterized. Bases 1 to 396 code for a protein of 131 amino acids. The transcript has a single exon. The record is from RefSeq and is a predicted model, not a curated record. Lineage: Eukaryota; Fungi; Basidiomycota; Agaricomycetes; Boletales; Serpulaceae.